Molecule: messenger RNA, 1431 nt
Organism: Mesorhabditis belari
Lineage: Eukaryota; Metazoa; Nematoda; Chromadorea; Rhabditida; Rhabditidae
Source: the annotation of a GenBank genome assembly
AUGCCUCGUAUUGUGACGAUAGGAGCUGCUCCAACCGCUUUGGGAGCAGCAUUUCGUUUGAAUGAUUUAAAGAAUCAAGGAGUCAAAGAAGCUGAAGAUGUUGAGAUUCUCUGUCUUGAACAAGAAUCAUUUGCCGGUGGUCUUUCGUGCACUGUAGAAGAUGAUAAGGGUUUUCUUUGGGAUAUGGGUGGACAUAUCACCUUCAAUCACAAUUUCCCAUACUAUGAGGCGGCCACAAAAUGGGCUGUGGAUGAGUGGAAUAAUUUGACGAGAAAUUGUCAGGUUGAUAUGAACUAUCUUUAUGGAGAAAAGGGUAUCCAUCUUGUCCCAUAUCCAGCUCAAUUCGCUGUCCCGCUUUUCCCUGAUUCGGUGAAAGAGGGUUGUUUAAAGGAUUUGAAAGAACGAUAUGAGAAAGAACCCGAAGGAACUCCGGAAAACUUUGAAGAAUGGGUGAUGAAACAUUUUGGGCCAACAAUUCUUGAUACUUUCUUCAGACCAUACACAAAGAAAGUGUGGACUGUUGAUCCAGUGAAAAUGUCACCAAAUUGGGUGGGAACUCGUGUGGCAAAACUUCCACAAGAGAAAUUGGAGGAACUUUGUGCAAUGAAUCAAGAUGAAUUGGCUAAAGCUGAUUUCGGAUGGGGACCAAACUCAGUGUUUACUUUUCCUAAAUAUGGAGGAACGGGCAAUGUGUGGAACAGUAUGUGCAAGAAACUUCCAGAGAAUUGGUUUAAAUUCAACUCAAAGGUGAUUGGUAUCAAUUAUGAAGAGAAAACUGUGGAAUAUUUGGAGAAAGGAAACGAUACACCAAAGAAAGUCAACUACGAUAUUCUUUUGAACACUGGUCCGAUUGAUAUUCUCGUUCGUGAGACGCAGAUCACAAGAGAGUUGGAUUUGUUGAGAAAUAAGGUAUUCAUCGUUGGAGUUGGAAUGAAGAAACCGAUGACAUCAUUCUUGGAGAAUUUCACUUGGUUGUAUUUCCCAGAUCCUGCUGUUCCAUUCUUCCGUGUCACCAUUCUAAGCAGAUAUGGAGAGGUUACUCCAAACAACGAAGAGUACUGGUCGGUGAUGUGCGAAUGUGCAAGACCAAUUGAUGAUGAGGAUACGGAAGAACAGGUGACCCAACAGGCCAUCGAUGGUCUUGUAUUGAAAACAAUGAUUGAAAGAGACUCGAUCAUUUCUGUUUAUUCGACAACUCUUCCAUAUGGAUAUCCAAUUCCAACUCCACAGAGGGAUGCCGAAUUGGCUCGUGCUCACAAAGAGCUUGAGAAGAACUCGAUCUAUUCUCGAGGUCGCUUCGGUGGAUGGAAAUAUGAGGCCAGCAAUCAAGAUCAUUGCUUCAUUCAGGGCAAAGAAUUCGUUGAUCGUGUCUUGUUGAAUGAACCCGAGAAACUCUACAAAACUGGAGUCUUCGAGCCAACGAAACAAGGA